GGAUUACGCCAAGUCUUUUUGAACAAUUUGUUGGCACCCCACAAGAAGCUGUUGAUGAAUAUACGUUUACACAGGUUUUAGGUUAUAAUGAAGCUAAACGACAACUUCAUAAACAUUGGUCGACAUGGGUCACUGAAAAGGAUAUAGUAACAUUGGAUUCUUAUGGAAUAAAUCAUCUUAGGAUACCUAUCGGUUAUUGGGCCUUUGAUAAGGUGCCUAGCGAGCCAUUUGUCAAGGGUGCUUUCGAAUAUUUGUUGAAAGGAGUCUUAUGGGCCAAAAAAUAUAAUUUAAAAGUUGUUCUCGAUUUACAUUGUGCACCGGGGUCUCAGAAUGGAUUCGACAAUAGCGGUAAACAAGGUCCUGUCGAAUGGCAAACAGGCGCAACAGAUAAUAUCCCACGUACUAUUAAAGCCAUUAAAAUCAUGACCGAAAGGUUUAGUAGUCCAAGAUUUAAAAAUACGGUCACUGCCAUCAAUGUUCUUAAUGAACCUGCUAGGCAAGUAGCUUAUCAUUUCUCUCUCAAAUUCAAAUAUAAAAUUUAUGAUUCAUACAAUGUUAUUCGUCACAUAAACAGUGAUAUUUUAAUUAUAUAUCACACGGCCUUUUUACCUCUAAAUACAUGGCAAAAUUUUCUAAGUUCUUCAGGAUUCGAUCAAGUUGUGUUGGAUACUCAUAACUAUGCAGUUUUUGACUAUUCUCUAUUGGCUAUGAAUCAAGAGCAACGACUAAAUUUUGUCUGCUUAAGCAAAGCAGAUAUUACAUCGAAUCAAGGCAUUUGGAUAUUGGUUGGAGAAUGGAGUCUUGCUAUAACCGAUUGCACAAAAUGGUUAAAUGGUUUUGGUCAUGGUGAAGGUAAUUACUUAAAUUGGACGCAUGAUUAUAAAAACUAUCUGAAAAAUUAUGCGUCGGCUCAAAUGGAUGCUUAUGAAACUGG
Messenger RNA from Racocetra persica, 934 nucleotides. The record is from the annotation of a GenBank genome assembly. NCBI's taxonomy places the organism in Eukaryota, Fungi, Glomeromycota, Glomeromycetes, Diversisporales, Gigasporaceae.